Molecule: messenger RNA, 1509 nt
Organism: Dictyostelium discoideum AX4
Lineage: Eukaryota; Evosea; Eumycetozoa; Dictyosteliales; Dictyosteliaceae
Product: TRAF-type zinc finger-containing protein
Exons: 2
Coding region: 1-1509 (502 amino acids)
Cellular component (GO): cytoplasm
Molecular function (GO): nucleotide binding; zinc ion binding; nucleic acid binding
Source: RefSeq, a predicted model, not a curated record
AUGGCAGAAUAUACACAUUAUUUUAUACAAUAUAAUUUAACAGAUAUUUUUUAUGAAGAUGUAAAUAUUGAAAAGUAUUCAUGUUCAAUUUGUUAUGAAUCAGUAUAUAAAAAAGAAAUUUAUCAAUGUAAAGAAAUUCAUUGGUUUUGCAAAACAUGUUGGGCAGAAUCAUUGUUUAAAAAAAAAGAAUGUAUGAUAUGUAGAUGUAUAGUUAAAUCAAUUUCAGAACUAUCAAGAAAUAGAUUCAUUGAACAAGAUUUUUUAAAUAUAAAAGUUAAUUGUCCAAAUUCAUUUAAAUAUAUUGAUGAAAAUAAAAAUAAUAAUAAUAAAAUCAAAGAUUUAGAAAAUGGAUGUAAAGAUAUUAUAACAAUUGGUGAAAUUGAAAAACAUUUAAAACAAUGUAAAUUUACACAUAUAAAAUGUAAAUUUAUUGGAUGUAAUAAAAUUAUUAGAUUAAAUCAAGUUGAAAAACAUGAAAAAGAACAAUGUGAAUUUAGAUUAGAAUAUUGUAGAUAUUGUGAUACCGAUGGUAUAACAUCAAGAUCAUUAGAGAAUCAUUAUAAAGAAUGUCCAAAGUUUAUUGUGAAAUGCAGUGAAAAUGGAUGUACCGUUCAAUUGGAGAGAUCUCAAUUAGAAUCACACAUUGAAAAACAAUGCCAAAUGGUAAUGAUCGAUUGUCCAUACAAAAUAUAUGGUUGUGAACAAUCAAAUAGAUUCCCAAAAUCAAAUUUAACUCAACAUCUUAGUUCAAUUAAUCAUACACUUGCAAUGGGUUCAAUGAUUGAAUCUCAAUCAUUACAAAUCAAAGAAACCAAUAUCAAAUAUGAAAAUCUUUUAAAUAAGAUCAAUAAACUUGAACAACUUGAAACUGAAUCAAAAUGUGACCAACUCUAUGAUAAAUUUUAUCAAUUUGAAUCUAAAAUUGAUAAAAAAUUAAAUAAUCUUCAAUUAGAUUUAUAUCCAAAAGAUAAUCAACAACCACAACAAAAAGAACAAAAAGAACAAAAAGAACAAAAAGAACAACAAGAAAGAAUUAAAUUUGAUGAUUUAUUUGAAAAAGUUUCAAAAGUUAAUUCAUAUUUUAUUAAUGGUUGUUUACUUAAAUAUAAAAAUAGAUGGUCAAUUUCAAAUUAUUUAACCGAAUCAAGAAAAUAUAGAAAAAUUACUUCUCCAUCUUUUAAAAUUUAUGAUAAAAAAUUUAAAUUGGUAAUUUAUCCACAAGGUAAAGACGAUGGUUCAUAUACUUCACUUUUUUUAAAAUCUGAUUCAAUUAAUCCAAUUAAAGUAUUUUAUAAAUUUGUUUUACUUAAUUUUAAAGAUGAAUCUAAAAAUCUUAUUUUUAAAAAUAAAUCAAUUAUGGAUAAAGAAAAAUCAGUUGGUUGUCAUUAUUUUAUAAAAUCAACAGAACCUGGAAAAAAACCAGAAGUUUGGUUAAAAGAUGAUAGUUUAGUUAUAGACUUUUCAAUUGAAGUUAAUAUUAAUAACGAUAUUAAACCAUUAGAAUCAUAA